Molecule: messenger RNA, 5378 nt
Organism: Myxocyprinus asiaticus (Chinese sucker)
Lineage: Eukaryota; Metazoa; Chordata; Actinopteri; Cypriniformes; Catostomidae
Exons: 8
Coding region: 281-3754 (1157 amino acids)
Biological process (GO): positive regulation of Rho protein signal transduction
Molecular function (GO): guanyl-nucleotide exchange factor activity
Source: RefSeq, a predicted model, not a curated record
CGUGCAUCUCGUCUCUCCGACAGAAUCGCGUUUGGAGGACAACUGUCUUCAAGGAAAACUGAGCGUCACUUGCAUGUAAAUUGCAUGGGGUCUCAGAAGUCUGGAAACAUGGAUGGUGCGUAUACCUCUAAGGACAAACCUAAAGAGAAACAAUCCGUUGGCUCUGAGCCAGUGAAUGGGAGCCUAAAGCAAGCAGAGUGAAGGUGCACACACAGUUGAUAAAAAUGGGGGCUGUGGUGCCGGUGCUCAUCUCUGAUAGACUGCAGCUCUUUCUGUGGCAAUGCCGGAUGUGAAAGCUCCACCAUGUGAGUACUCCCCAGCAGGCUCUCCUGCAGGCUGCAGCAUGGACUUGUCUGUGAACCUGUCCAUCCUCAGCUCCCCGCUUUCUGCUUUCCCCCAUCAUGGUGUGUCCCCCUUUCCUGCCCAGGACAUCACGCCGGACCACUGUCCUCUGGGAAACAACAACAACAAUACCCUGCUUAGCAACCUGGGGCUCUACUGCUCCACCAGCAGUAUGCAUCCCCUGAAACAGCCUGAUGCUAACUCUGCAUUUGGAGCAAUGUGUUUUCCUCAUGGCUGUGUGAAUACAGGCAGCACCCGGCUUUACCGUAGCCUGGAAAACCUGCACUGGGCCGCAGUGUCUGACCCCAGCACAUAUCCUUAUAAGAGUGUGGACAGUGAGUUUAUUCUUAACUGCGCUUCAAGCAGUCAUUGGUAUGGUGGAUCUCCUCAGGGGUCGCAGGUCUACGGCAUAAUGCCAUCCCCUGAAAGUAUAGCGUUCUACAGCCAGCGAGGAGUAGUUAGAAAGGAUAUACCUCUUUUCCCUCAGUGGCUAUUGCCUGGAGUUGAGGACUGGGGCAUUUAUGGAAAUGGGCGAAAGGGCCUUAGAGACAAACUUCGACUCCAGAGCACACGUGUGACAGAGCCUCUCAAACCCUUGCGACCUCAACCUGUGCUUGGUAAUGCACCAUCUCCAAACUAUCCAUGUGAUCAGGAAGUAGCAGUUCGCCUGAGUUCGCCAUCCUCUUUGGUACAAAAACAUGGACAGCAAGAGCUUUGUGCUCGUCGCAUCACUAGUCCAGAGGAGAUCAAACAAGAGGCUCUGCGACGAUUGCAACUUCGGAGGCAGAGAAGCACCCCUAACCUGGCACUGAACUGUAGACAAGAGUCUAGAAGCAUCAGUAAAGCUCACACCUCAGAGCUUAUCUGCACCAACUCUACCCAGUCAACCCCUGAGAGGAAAAGGCCUCCCAUGGGCCGCCUGCACAUUCCUACAUUUGAGGAGUUUAAGAGAAUGAGACAGAGGGAGAACAGUCAGAAUCCCUCAGAAUCCCUUUUGAGUCCCUUAAAAACUCUAAAAUCUAGUGUGGAAAUUGAGAGUAAUAACAUGCAUAAAGAGGUUAAUAGAGAGCAGAGAGUGCAGACAGAGGAAACACAGAGUGAGGAAAGGACUGAUACUGAAGUCAGCCAAAAUAACAGAACUGCUGAGGAUUCAAAACUUUCUUGUAAACACAGCAAAGCAGACAUGUCUGAGCCCGGUUCCACCGCAGAGGUCCCACGUGGACCUAUCUGCACAGGCCCAGUGGCCCUCUCUCCAUUACACCCUCAAGCUGCAACAGGAAAAGUGGAGGAGACAAACGGCCCAGCAGGCCCCGGGGCCACAGAUGCAGUUGAUCUUCCCUUCCCGUUCCGCAGGGAGAGUGGAGACGGAUCAUCCAGCUGCUGCCCUGCAAUCCUUCUGGACAGCACAGACCUUUCCAGCUAUGGAGCCAAAAUCUACAAAAUGAGGGAUGGCUUCCUGGGCUCCGCCCUGGACAUCAUUAAAAAAAGCUGCAGUGCAGAGAUUGCAGCCGAGACUCCCGUCCGACUGUCGCGUGAGCGGAACGACAUCACUGACAUCACCACUCCCCAGCCCAACCAUCAAUCUGCCCAGGUUGCCAUGACAACGUCGGCCUGCGGAGAGGAGGCUUGCUUCGAGCCCACAGGACAAGCGCCAACAGAAUGCGUUUCUGGAGUGGGCUACAGACGCUCCAGCUCAGACGUGGCCUAUGAGCCGGCCGAGUCAGUGAGGGCCCAGCGUGAGUGCCGCCUGAGGCCCCACUACAGCGACCCUAUGCCCACAGAUGCUGCCAAGCGCAAGCAGCUGGAGAUGAAGAUUGCAGCAGCGGCACGUUUGCACAUUCACCGCAGAGAGAGGGACAGUGUGCCGAGCACAAGCAGGGGCUGCUCGGAGCCCAGAGGGGAGGAGAGAAGCAGGAGUCUGGGUGUGACCCGGACAGCACAGCACCGCUGGAGUACAGUCAGCAGCUUGAGUGCAGACAGUGGUGUGGUGGGGUUGAGCGAUGAACGUGAAGAAGAGGAAGAGCCCCGGCGUGCCCGUCACAGCGCUGGAGCUGAAGUAGAACGCGUGGACAGUGGCAUCGGUCCUGGUUUGGCUCGGGGCUGGAGGAGACCCUCACCAUCUCUCAGGACCUGGGAGGUUCAGCAGCCCUGCCCAGACUGCGGUCACAAAAAGGGGGCGCAUGGGGAAGGCAUGUGCGAGCGCUGCUCUAAGCUCCGCACUGAGCGCAAAGAGGCCAUUUUGGAGUUUCUCAACACUGAGUCGAGUUAUGGAGAGGACCUGCGCAUUAUCAAGGAAGAGUUCUACUGCCCCAUGCAGAGCGCAGGGCUGCUUACAACUGAGCAGCUGGCUGUGGUCUUCAGCAAUGUUCAAGAACUCAUUGAUGUGAAUGACAGGUUCACAGAGCACCUGCAGGACAGCAUUGAUCAGGCUUUUGAUCAGGGUGAUGAGGAUCUGCAGACUGUGUGCAUUGGAGAAAUAUUCCUGGAGUUUGUCAGCAUGCUUCCAGCCUUUCAAACCUACUGCCUGCAGCAGUCCACAUCUGUGAAUAUGCUCAACACACUUGAGAAAGAAAAGGAGCUUCUUAGGAUAUUCCUUGACGUGUCCCAGAAUGACAACACGGCGCUUAGGCGGAUGAAUCUACGCUCCUUCCUCAUGGCACCACUUCAACGUGUGACCAAGUACCCGCUGCUGUUGAGUCGUAUCAGCAAAGCCACCAGCGAGUGUCACCCUGAUUACUCACGUUUAAAGGAAGCCAAGAGCCGUGUGGAGUCCCAUCUCGAGCACAUCAACAUGAAGACCAAACAGGAGGGCAUCACCACGUGGUCCUUGCGCUCUUUCCGGCGUGACAGCCGCAAGAACCGCGAGGUGAUCAACAUUGAGAUGCGAGAGCUGUCCAUGAAGACUGUGGGCUGGACUCGGGAGAGCACACGCUUCAUCAUGGAGGGGCCUCUCCAGCUGGCCCAGCCUGCUGACGGCCAGUGGCUUAAGAAGGGGUGUAAAUCUCUCAAAUUCCAGAAUAUUCAGAGUUUACUCAUGGUACGCACACUGCGCACAGCAGAGGUGGUGACUUCAGCUGAUGGGUCUCUCAGAGGAGAGCAGUUGGAGACCUUGGAGAUGGUGCAGGAUGGUGUACUGGUGCUCAUCAAAGACAAAAGUAGUGGGAAAUUCACUGUGUUACGUGAGCCGAUCAGUUUAGCUAACUGUGUGGUAUCCGCCGACCCUGACUGUGAUGAUGCUUUUGAAGUGCUCGAUAUCCGACGUGAGGCCUUCGUUUUCCGUGCCUCAGACAAACUUCGCACUCAGCAGUGGUUUUGUCAGAUCAAGAGAUAUGCUUGUGAUCUGGGAUCUUGGAGAAAAAGACGCAACGCUCUCCCUAAUAUUAUGAUUAACACGACCCAAAGUCGGUCUUGAGACCGACCAUUUAGCAACACCUAAACCUAUCCCAGCAUAACUCUGAUGUAAAUAACAAAAUUAAUAUUUUGAUGACCGGACAGUAUUUGUGUUGGGGAAUCGGAUCUAAUUAGAUGUUUCUCCACUAAUGGACUUUUACAUCGCAAGGUUUUACUGUGAUUUAAAAGAUGAGUGGAAUAUUAAUAUAGACUGCAAGGGGGCACUUUGUAUAGCUGGAAAGCAAAUAAAUGACAUUUGACAAAAAAGGGGGAAAAACAAUUGUCAUGCAAAAAGUAAUGCCCUUUGGCAUACCUAAAUGAGGGCCUUGCUAGGUGCCUCACUGCUGCACUUGUAUAACACUGAUUGUACAACCAGUUUGCUACUGAGAAGAAAAUUUCAUAAAUGUUUUCAGUUGUGAAAUGGUUUCUAUGAUAAGCAUGAGAUGAAAUGUUUGUGAUCGAAUGGACUUUCAAGUGAAAUCUAUAGUAACAAUGCACAACAGAAUGGAAUCUUGUUUGGUGUGAAGACUGAGGUAGAGCUCAAUGUUGGUUUUCUGACCUGGUAAUUCACUUACCUCUUCCUCUUUUUUUCUGUAAGAAGUUACUCCCAUUGCCACAAAAGAUCCAGAGGCAGUUUUUGUAUAUUUAUCACUGUGCUGGCCUACAAAGCAGCAAUAAUCUUCAUUGUACCUUGUAGCGACGGUAAAGCUAUGUUUUUAUUCACAGGUUCUUGUGGGAUCAGUAAUGUAACAAAACAGUUUUGUUCCGUUUCUCCAUCAAUGAGGAUGCAGUAUCGGUCUAAGCAUCAAGCCACAUUAAUGGUUGUGCUGAAACAAUCUGUGGCCAUACAUUAGUAAACCAUAAACCACAAUUUACAAAAUGUUAAUGUGAAGGUUUUUAUCCCCCCAAAAUUAUGUAAUUUAUGAUUAAGAUGUAGCUUUCCUUUGUAAUAUGAGGGGGAGGAAAUAUGUGCCUUUGUUUUAUUUGAUACUGAUUGAGUCACUCAUACUACUCAGUUUUCCCCCUUCUUUGCCCUCAAAUCAGGCCUUAAGUCAGAAUAUUGAAAAACUAUUCCUUUUCAGUAAGUGCUAAGUUCCAACUGUCCCACUGAUGUACAAACCAUGCUUUAUGACAACUCACUAAAUGUUGCCUGUUUUCAUUUGAUGCACUUUAAUAUUAAGGUCCUAAAACUGGAGUGAGGAUAUUGUUCUGCAGUUUAAAAAGCUUUACUGUACUUUGUUUUAAAGAUUGUUUGAGCUUUAAGAGAAAUAUGAACCACAGUUGACUUCAGCAAUAGCUAUCAACCACAUUCACCCUGCAAUUGUGACCUCAUUGUAUGUUUAAAAUAGACACUAAUAAAUUUCACUAUUUGGAUUUAGGUUUAAACAUGAACAUUUACUGUUUAUCCAGUGGCAUCUAUACUGUUAUCAUAGCUUCCACAUUACAAAACAGAAAGAGGAAUUUCACCCGCAAGAGAACUUUGUCUGAAAUUAUACUUUAACUGAGACCAAUCAAGCUGUAAAAUACUGUUUCCGUUCUUAUAAAACCUAAUUUAAUAUUCUUGUGUAAAAUACUGUGAAUUACAAUAAAAAAAGCAGCAGUUUCUCUCUUCACUGACUUGCUUUUCUUAAAACAUUUUUCCCCAG